Messenger RNA from Durusdinium trenchii, 3783 nucleotides. The record is from the annotation of a GenBank genome assembly. NCBI's taxonomy places the organism in Eukaryota, Dinophyceae, Suessiales, Symbiodiniaceae.
AUGGUGCUUUUUCGGAGCUCUAACUCACCGUCAGACCGUCCGGUACCGUUCGCACCGUCAGACCGUCUCUCGUCCGGUCCGUCGGUCGACGUAUGGCAUGGUCGUGCGCACGACCGACCUGCGGUUGGCUUGGCCUCCGGAGGAGGAAGUGGUGUUUGUGUCUUCUUUCUGUUUUGGUCCGCCCGCUGCGGCAGCCGGCGACGCGGCGACGCUGCGAUGGCGGCCAAGAGGCGCUUGCAGGAGCUCUUUGAGAAGUAUGACACUUCUGGGGAUGGCGUGCUUUCAGAGGAGGAGAUGAUGGACGUCUUUCAGCAGCUCUGCAUUUCCAAGGAGAAAGCUGCCAGCAUCUUCAAGAGUGCGGACGCCAACCAGGAUGGGUCGAUUCAAGUGCACGAGUUCAUCUCUUGGCUGACCUCCACCCCACCCAGGUACAAGAUCAACAAGAAGAUCACCGCAGGGAGUGGCACCGUCGAAGCAGUGAUUACCAACACGAACAAGGCCACAGGCAGGAAGUUCACCUUCAACUUCAAGAAAUGCCAGAACAUGGACUUCCCCUCAGGGAAUCCGGCUGAGUUCGUAUUGAAGCCUGGCGAACAAGUCACCAAGACCUUGUUGGAGGUGAAGGGUCUUCCCUACCGGUACAGCUGGUCGAUGUCGCAUCGCUCGGAGUUCACGGGCAUCGAGGAUGACCUGUCCAAGGCGUUUGUGGAUCCGGAGUUCCCCCACGAGCAGUGCAGCAUCGGUGAGUCCUCGACGCAGUUCAAGUGUGGCAGUGCAGAGAUGUGGAUCCGAGCACGGAUGCUGGGAGAUCCCAGCGAGGCCACCCUCUUCGACGAGGUUCGACCUCAAGACGUCUUGCAGGGAAGCUUGGGCGACUGUUGGCUGAUGAGCUCCUUAAGCUGUUUAGGGAGUCAUCCGCAGAAGCUGAAGAGCCUCUUCAGUUCAAAACACCUCACUGAAGAUGGCAAGUAUAGUAUCUGGCUUUUCGACAUCGAGAAGAGCGAGUGGACGUCGGUGGCCAUCGAUGAGUUCUUGCCAUGUAAUGUGCGCUACGGCGUCCCGCGCGCGGAGUUUUCAAAGCCUUUAGGGGAAGAAAUCUGGGUGAUGCUCUUGGAGAAGGCCAUGGCCAAGUUCUGCGGCAGCUACGGCGCUCUGUCAGGCGGCGGCUGUGCUUGGGCCUUCCAGGUCCUCACAGGGAAGACAGAUGUGAUCUCCUACGCUCGUGAGCGGGAUGGCACCUGGCGCCGGCGCCGGCUCAAUGCCAGGUCGAAGAAGGCGCGGAACCCGCGGAGCAUCUCGUGGACCUGGAGUAGCGCAACUCCCACGAUUCCCACCGAGGAGCUCUACCAGACGCUCCAGGAGCACAUCUGUGAUCGGCACGUCAUGGGCUGCAGCAUCGCAGGGAACUCGGCAGGUGCUGAGGGUGCCAAGGGCAAUGGCUUAUACACCAACCACGCCUAUUCUUUGCUGAAGAUCAUCCCAGAAAGCCUGGAUGAUGGCUCACCCAUCCGGCUGGUGAAGCUUCGAAACCCCUGGGGCAACAGUGAGUGGAAAGGCGAUUGGUGCGACUUCGCGGGCUUCGAGACCUCCGAGCCGUCGGCGAAGUGGGCGGAGAACCCGCAGCUGGCCGAGCGCCUGGCGGUACAGAAGGGACGCAAUGACGGCGCCUUCUACAUGACCUUCGAGGAUUGGGCACAGUGGUUCAGCAAUGUGACCUUGUGCCCAGUGGGGGUCAAAGAGAUUCCUCCAGAAAAUGAUGAGCCGGAUGCCGAGGAAGAUGGGAACCACGACGUGGAGGAAUACGUGCUGUCUCAGGCUGUUGGUCCCCCUCCCGUGUCGGAGGUGAAUAGAUGCCAAAACGAAGCGCCACCUCCGUUCACUCGCUUUUCUCGUGCUUUCUUUCAGCUCCAAACCGCGCCGCGCCCCCACUCGGCACGCGCCGGUGCCGCGGUGCGCGCCAUGGACGGCAAUGGCGAAGCGGCGGAGGGGCUGUGGGCGCGGGCUAUGGAAGUGGACACCGCUCUUGGUGGGCUUCCUGGGCUUCCUAACCAUGCUGGCACUGCUGGUGCUGUGGAAGGCACAGUUGGUGGACUGCUGGUGCUAGUUGAAGAGAUCCAGGCCGAGCUCCCGCACCGCCGCGCCCCGUCCACCGCCAUGCCGCCGGUGCCAGCGCCGGUGGCAGCGCCGGUGCCAGCGCCGGUGCCAGCGCCGGUGCCAGGCCGACUGCGCUGGGGCACUCGGAAACAGUUCCGAACCUUCGAGCCCCGGGAGGAUGGCACCUGGCCCUGCAACUUUGAGACCUUGGGAGAUCCCGCGCCAGGAGACAUCUCCAAGAUUUGCGAGUGCGAGGUUGACCAGUCGAGGAAAAGCGAUCGCUCGAACUCUAACAUGGAGUGGAUCUAUUGCGCAUCGCAGUUCAUGCUUUGCGAUUGCCCAGGGAGGAUCCGUUGGGGCAACAAGAAUCGAUGGAAGAUCUUCCCAAUGCAAAAGAAGCCUUUGGGCUGCAACACUGAUCUAGGAGACCCUGCGCCAGGGGAUGCGGGAAAGCACUGCGAGUGCGAACUGGAUCCCCAGUCGGCGCUCUACCGGAAAGUGAACCCUUCGCUCAGGAGGGAAGUGACUGCGCCGGUGAUCUCCUGCGAGACCUUUGAGACCUCGAAACGCAGAACCCCGUGGGAUCGAGAGCAGUGGAGGGCCGUGGAAGGCCUUUGCGCGGAGCCGACGUCGCCCCCGCGAGGGCCCGAGGCGUUGACGUCCCGCGAGCUGCGGCAGAUGCUGGCGGCGUGGAUCAGCGAGGGCUUCGAAGCGAACUACCAGAAGCUAUACAAGCACGGCUGGUUGGAGGAGGCCUUCGUGAACUUCAUCGGUCCGGCGCCGGGCGGCUCCAAGUGGGCGUUGAUCAACGAGCAGCUCAUCCGCUCGGUCCACCUCUUCUCGGAACGGCCUGUGGUGGUGGUGCACUUCGGAAUGCUCACGCCGGACGAAUGGGACCCCCAACAGUAUCCAUGGCUGGUGGUCUUGCACGCAGCGCCCUUUCCCACAGAGGUCUUCCGGCGCUUCGAUCUGAACAAGUAUCGAUCCUUCUUGAUCGCCAGGGUCAAAGCAGGCGUGCAAUUGGACAGUGACCAGUUCGUGGCGCCUGGUGUUGAUCGGCUCUUUCAGUUGGCGAAGCGGGAAGGCUCUGAGACCUAUCCGCUGCCCAUCUUGCCGGUGCACUUCCUGCGCAACGAGGAAUUGCCCAUGUAUCCGGGCAGCGUGACACGAGAAGGUGUGACGAUGAGUGGCGGCGUGAGCCAUGUCUUUGACCGCUUUUGCCACCGGACCUCUUGCAAUGUCACCACACGUUGGGGCCAUGCACAUCCCACCUGGACCUUCUGGGCCCUGCCCUUCCUCGGGCGCUGGAUCCGCCGGCAUCUGCGCGACGAGACGCUGCCGUCGUCGUCGGCGGACGAGCGCGGGCCUCGCGGGCGCAGUCGUCCGGUGCCGGCGCUGCGGGUGAGUAGCAUCGACGUGGAUGAAGACUUGCUGAACAUCGGUACCUGGGAAGAAGGUGGCUGGAAGCAAUGGUGUAAGUACGAUGUCAUGGAUCCCAGCGAGUUCGAACGCCUCUUGGACGGACCGAGUGCCUGCGACCGUGGACCGCGCGGCGCCCUGGUGCCGCCGCCCAUCGCGGCCGACCCCGUGUUCCACCCGCAGGGCGCGCCGCUGGCCGCUGGGAGUGGUCAGUGCGGACGGGGACGGGGGUUCGGUCCGGAUGCGAUAGCCUCCAAGCUACGACUAUAG